Messenger RNA from Impatiens glandulifera, 1114 nucleotides. RefSeq names its product transcription initiation factor TFIID subunit 8-like. Lineage: Eukaryota; Viridiplantae; Streptophyta; Magnoliopsida; Ericales; Balsaminaceae. Gene Ontology annotation, cellular component: transcription factor TFIID complex. The transcript has 3 exons. The coding region runs from base 329 to 1114 and encodes 261 amino acids. The record is from RefSeq and is a predicted model, not a curated record.
UCUAGGAUUUCAGGGCUUCCAGCAAUCAUCCCUAAAUGUAAUGUCAGAUGUAGCAGUUAGGUAUAUUCGUGACAUUGGAAAAACCUCUAAUCUCUAUUAAAAUCUAGCCAAUCGGAAUGACUGUGAUGUGUUGGAUGUUAUUCAAGCAUUGAAAGAGUUAGGAUCAUCACAUGGGUUUUCCGGUGCUUCAGAUGUGAAUCAUUGCCUUGCGAAUUCCGGUAUAAUUAGGGAACUGAUUCAAUACUUUCACGAUGCUGGUGAGAUUGCAUUUGCAUAUUCAGUUCCCUGUUUUCCUGUUUCGAAAGACCAAAAGAUCAGAUCAAGUUUUAUGCAACUGGGAGAAACUCCGCCUGACCAACACAUACCUGCUUGGCUGCCAGCAUUUCCCGAUAUCAUCACACAAUCACCUGUGGUUAACGAAGGAGGAGCUGAAACAAAUGGGGAAAUCGUCGAGCUUGUUAGAAAACACAAGAAUCCAGAGUCUUUUUUAAAUCUUCAACAAAUGUUGUUUGAAUUUCCUGCAGCUGUCGAAUCAGGAGAUGCUGCCAAAGGAAAAAGAGUUGUCGAGAGCAAUCCUUUUCUUACUACUCUUCAAUUUGGAGAGAAAGAAGUACAAGAAAAUACGGGUCGUAAUCAUAUUCCUUUAUUCGACACACUAGUCCCAGUUACUGGAGCAGAAAAAACCACAACAAAUGAAUGUGAAGAACAAGAAAGGAGUAAAGGCGUUGUUUUACAGAGCCCGAGACCUCUUAUUCGAUUUAAGCUUGGGAUAAAUAAUAAUAAGAAGCAACCCAAUGGCAAUAUGUCUUCCUGUUCUGGAAAGGAUAGCGAGAAUGACGAUGAAAAGAAAAAGAAGAGAAGAAUUGAUGAAUUGCCACAGAUUUUCCACCUCUUCUUCUUCAAGAUUGUAACAUGGUAUCAGAGCUUCAAGGUUAAGGUUCUUGGAGGUUUUUCGCUGCCUCUGUCGAUGGCCAGAACAGCCAUUGAUGGAGGGCUUUAUUAUAUGGGUCAUGAUGCAAUCAAGAAUGCUGAUGUUAGUAAUCCAGAUUUAACUGGGUGCUUGUUGACAUUGAUAAUAGAGAUGAUACAAUCAAGAAUGGUGACAAAAAGAUAG